AUGGACCAAAUAAAUGAAGGUAGGAUUAUAGGAAAAGGGUGCGCUUCGCCGAAAUGGGAUAAAUUUAAGAUUCCAUGGAGAGUUAUAUCUAAAAGAUUCGGCGGUGGCAAGCACACCCUUUUAAAGAAAGAUGAUGCACCGGAUGGUGAAAGGUAUGUGAAAGAUGGAGAGGAAGAAUGUGAGGCUAGGUUUCUUGCGAGAUAUGAUUCGCAAGAAGGUUGCAGCAAGGCCUUUGACGGGGAGAAGAAGGCCGCGAUUAUUGAGACCCUUAUUGGAGAAGGGAGAGAGAAUGCCAGACCAAAGUGGGUAAAGUUUAAAAAGCCAUGGACGGCGAUUUUUAAUAGGUUCGGCAAUGGGCCGAACCUCAAAAAGAAGAUAAAACUAGCGAAACAAGGAAAAGAUGAUAUUGACGACGCAAUUCUCUCUGGGUGUGUUUCACCGGGAGGAUGUAAAAAGGCAUAUUACAAGUACCUAGUUAAAUCAAACAAUUAUAUUAUAAUGUUAAAAAAAGAUGACCAGAAGUUAAUUGUGCGGAGGAAACACACCCAUGAAAAGACUCAAUGUACCCCUCCUAAAUUUGAAAGGUUCCGCCAACCUUGGAAAGCCUUAAAAAAUUGGGCCUGCCGUAAUAAGGGCCAAGAGAAAAUAUGGGAUAUUGAUGAAGGGACAUCGAAAGAUAAUAGAAUUAUCUCUGUUAGUAAUGACGUAACCAAUACCGGAGAGGUUGAAAAUUGUAUAACAACAAAGGCCAAGCAAUUAAACAUUUAUGAUUUUAAUUUAAUUUCAACGAUUGGAAGAGGUGCCUACGGCAUAGUUUUUCUCGCCGAGCAAAUAGACACCCGGCAACAAUAUGCCUUAAAAGUCAUAAACAGACAAAUUAUUGACGGUAUCGAGAAUAACGAUUCUCUAGAUAUAAUACAAACAGAAAGGCGGGUCCUCCAAACCGCCACGGAUCAUCCCUACAUAUUUGUUUUGGAGUAUGUAAACGGAGAGAGCAUCCGCCUCAAAUUAGAGAGACAGGGAAAGCUCUCCGAAGAGCUUGUAAAAUUCUAUUCAGCUGAAGUAAUCCUGGCAGUGAUUCAUUUACAUUGCCAAGGCAUCCUCCAUAGGGACAUUAAAGUUGAUAAUAUAUUAAUAGACGGGGAAGGCCAUGUUAGGCUAGCAGACUAUGGCAUGUGCAAGGAAGGCAUUCGGAUGGGUAUGACAACAAACACCAGUUGUGGGACACCUUUAUACGUAGCUCCAGAAAUUUUACGGGGUGAUGAUUAUAGUUUUGGAGUUGACUGGUGGUCUUUGGGAAUAACUAUGUACGAGAUGCUUACAGGCCUAACACCUUUUGACGGCAUGAAGGAUAAUAGGGAAGAGCUCUUCAAAGCUAUCCUUGAAGACCCAAUUUCUAUUCCAGAACACGUAUCAGUUAACGCCACCUCAAUUCUAACAGGAUUCUUAAACAAAGAUCCUAGAGAACGACUGGGGUGGCAUCCAUCAAAUGGAUUUUAUCAAAUUCUAUUCCAUAAAUAUUUCCAAACCGUAGAAUGGAAUUUAGUAAUAAUAUGA
Molecule: messenger RNA, 1557 nt
Organism: Gordionus sp. m RMFG-2023
Lineage: Eukaryota; Metazoa; Nematomorpha; Gordioida; Chordodea; Parachordodidae
Product: protein kinase C iota type-like
Exons: 15
Coding region: 1-1557 (518 amino acids)
Biological process (GO): protein phosphorylation
Cellular component (GO): cytoplasm; nucleus
Molecular function (GO): protein kinase activity; ATP binding
Source: RefSeq, a predicted model, not a curated record